Messenger RNA from Telopea speciosissima, 570 nucleotides. RefSeq lists its product as uncharacterized. Gene Ontology annotation, molecular function: RNA-DNA hybrid ribonuclease activity; nucleic acid binding. The record is from RefSeq and is a predicted model, not a curated record. Lineage: Eukaryota; Viridiplantae; Streptophyta; Magnoliopsida; Proteales; Proteaceae. The coding region runs from base 1 to 570 and encodes 189 amino acids. The transcript has a single exon.
AUGCCGAUAUGGCAGUUACUAUUUGAUGGAGCAGCCAAUCAUAAGGGUUGUGGAGCUGGCAUACUACUAAUCACACCUGAUGGAACCCAUAUGCCCUGGGCAAUUAAGCAAAACUUUGAGUGCACCAAUGACAUGGCUGAAUACGAAGCUUGCACCAUAGGACUUAAGGCCACCCUAUCAAUAGGACUCAAGGGACUAGAAGUCUAUAGGGACUCUUCUUUGGUUAUAUACCAAAUGCAAGGAAAAUGGAAAACAAAGGAUGAUAAGUUGAUUCCCUAUCAAGAAUACAUGGAGAUACUAUCUAGAGAAUUUGAGGAAAUCACUUUCUCCUACCUACAAAGAGAUAACAAUCGGUUUGUCGAUGCACUAGCAACUUUGGCAUCCAUGGUUGAGAUGGACUCCAAAACAAAAGCACAUCCAUUCUCGAUCAAUCUAAGACAUCAAUCGGCUUACAUUAAUCACAUUCAUGCUUUGACGGUUGAUGGAAGACCAUGGUAUGCAAACAUAGUGAAUUUCAUCAGGAAGGACGAUACCCUAAAGAUGCUACAACCAAGGAGAAGUGUUUCUUGA